GCUCGCAGCUUCAUCUGUGCAGCACUUGCAAGCAUCAAAGAUGGCGGCAUAUUGAGCAAGUCAGCAGCUGGCGCUGGCGGCAAUUUCCUGGGUGGUUGAGCUGAACACAAGCUGAGCAACUGAGUGAGCUAAAGAAAAGGAGGGAUUGGAAAAACAAAAACGAAAAGUUGUGGAGUUUUCUUUGAAGGGAGGAGACGAGUGCGCGCUGGAAGCCCGCUGAGAAAUCGGUUCAGUUGUUUAGUUUUGUUGCCGAGACAGUCCCAAGGGCUGGUGACUUACAGGGGCAAAGAUGUUUCCGUCUCAGGGAACUAGCAUCUCGUCGUUGGUCGAGAAGGCCACCAGUGAUUUGCUGCUGGGCCCUGACUGGGGGAUGAACAUGGACCUUUGUGAUCAUAUCAACCGGGAUCCUGAGGGGGGCAAAGAUGUCGUGAAGGCCGUGCGUAAGCGAUUGCACAGCAAGAACCCCAAAGUCCAGCUGCUAGCUCUGACGGUUUUGGAAUCAUGCAUCAAGAACUGCGGGGAGGGCUUUCAUGCAAACGUGGCCCACAGCAAGGAACUGCUGCCGGAGAUGGUCAAGAUCGUCACAAAGAAGUCCGACUACGCGGUCCGCGACAAGAUUCUGCAGCUGCUAGAUGUGUGGCAGGAGAGCUUUGGAGGCGCCCGUGGCCGCUACCCCCAGUUCUAUGAUGCUUACGACCAAGUCAGGAGAAAGGGCAUUAUGUUUCCGAACCGUGACAUGGAGCACAUGGCCCCUGUGUUUACUCCCCCGGCGACCCAGACCUCCGGGCCCUAUGCUUCUUACGCCCAGGACGCUGCCAUGGCGGCUGCGUAUGCGCAGAACGGGGUGAUGCCCUCCAUGCCACCUGCCGUCAGCAACGGAGUUGGCCCGCUCUCAGGCGAGGAGAUGAAGUCGUCGCGGGAAGCUGCCGACAUCCUGAACGAGAUGCUGGCAAAUGUUGACCCUAAAGACCGGGCGUCCGUCCAAGACGAGCUCAUCGUCGACCUCUCCGAGCAAGUCCGUGCAGCGCAGCGUCGUGUGGAGCAGUUCGUCGGUUCCACUGACGACGAAACCGCCCUUGCGGCCGCGCUCACGUUCAACGACGAACUAGCGAGGGUUCUCGCAAAGCACGACGCGAUCGCGACCGGCCAGCCAAUUCCUGAAGAGGAGCCCACACGGAGCGCCCCCGUAGCGCCGCAGCAGGCGCGGAGCUAUGCUGACGAGGAAGAUGAGGACGACUUUGCACGGCUGGCGCACAGGUCUAGCCGGCGUUCCUCCAAUACGGAGGCCCCCAAGCCCUCCUCGUCCCGUCCCAUUCCCCCACCCGCCGCGCCACGCCCGAUCAGCCGCCCCCCGGGCGACCGCGAGAAGGUGUUUGAUCUGCUGAGCGGCGAAUACGUGGACGCCGUCGGCAGCCCCUCCGCAGCUCAAGCGACCGCCGCCACGGUCUCAGUGGGCAGCCCCGUGACUGAGGCACCCCCACCCGGCCGGUUGGCGCCCCCCCCGGGCCGCUACACCGAAACGACGUCAGGGGGCCUGCCCAACGCCCCCGCCUCUGUGCGGACACGCCCCGCGCAGGCGGUGCAACAGCAGCAGCCCCCCGCAGCGUUUGGACAGACUGGCAGCCCCGCUUACGGCAGUCCCCAACAGACGCAGCCCCCCUUUGGCAGCAGUCCGCAAGCAUACCAGAGCCCGUCCUACCCUCAAUCCGGCCAGAGCCCUCCUUACCAGCAGGUGAACCCCCCCUGGGCCCAGCCGUCCGUUGAGCCCACGUUCAAAGCGAGCCAGCCGUACAGUCCGCCCUCGUAUGAUACCUCUGGGUACAACGCCAACUCAUACGGGCAGCAGUACAACCAGCAGUAUAACCAGGCGCCCGUCGCAUACCCAAGUCAGCUGGCGCUUCCCUACGGGGGCAGCCCAGUGAGCCCCCUGUCCGGGGGGUCGACCUUCCAGGCGAACGAGUCGCCGUUCGACCCCCCCUCAGAGGAGAAGCAGAACGAACGGAGAAGCAGCCUCGGCAACACGUCGUACGCGCAGUCGAGUGACUACAUCGCGCAGACCCAGAGGCUCUCACUUGGAGGCAACGGCCCGCGGACCAUGACGGGCCAGCCUUUGCCCCAGAAGAAGGAGCCCGAGAGGAGGGCCGACGACAUCGAUGCGUUGUUUGCUGACCUCGUGAAUCUGAAGAAGCCGCAGUUUGGUGGGAAGUCAUAACAGGAGGUCUGUAUGACUGGGCUUGAAUUGAUACAAGGGCACAUUGUGGUCGUCGGAACGGUUUUGAGGGGUGACAAUGUGGAGGGAGGGAUUGGAAGAGCAAUCGGGCGUGCGGAUGGUAACGAGAGUGGGCUGCGGCCUUCGUUAGCUGUGGUUCAGACAAUCCCCUAUUGAAGCUCUAGAUGAGUAUCACGAGGCACGAGUCCUGUCGCAAUUUACAGUUAGCGGUUUGACGUAUGGACGCACAAUGUAUAGGCUGCUCAGUACAGAUUGAACCCUAGGACAAAUAAUGUUUUUAAAAGCGCAGGCUUGUUUUGAUGUAACCUUUCUCUAGGUUUGCACUGCAUCCCCUUGCUUUUCUGCUGCAGUGACUAAAAUCGCACAGUCUUACUUUC
Molecule: messenger RNA, 2607 nt
Organism: Klebsormidium nitens
Lineage: Eukaryota; Viridiplantae; Streptophyta; Klebsormidiophyceae; Klebsormidiales; Klebsormidiaceae
Source: the annotation of a GenBank genome assembly